Molecule: messenger RNA, 357 nt
Organism: Penicillium nucicola
Lineage: Eukaryota; Fungi; Ascomycota; Eurotiomycetes; Eurotiales; Aspergillaceae
Exons: 2
Coding region: 1-357 (118 amino acids)
Source: RefSeq, a predicted model, not a curated record
AUGGAGCCUAGAAACUAUCGAGAGAAUGGUAAGCCCCUCGGAGAAGACGAGGACCUCGGAGAGCAAGGCACUCCUGUCUGCUGGAUUACUGUUCAGUUCACUGACCUCGAAGCUGGAUUUGAUGAUUCGGACUUGAUUUUUCUUCUGGCUGAAAAGAUCGCUAGGCGAAAGGUGUUGAUUUCCGACACAAACCAAUAUUACCGAGCUCGACUUUGCAUUUCAUUGCCAAUUGUUGGAUAUCAUCCUGAUGAGAGGUCAAUGUUGUUUUCGGCUCUCAGGCAGGCACAUUUCAUUUUACAAGGUGUCUCUGACGGCCUCGUCGUUAUGAAUCGGUAUUAUUUUAACGGUGGACAAUAG